Erinaceus europaeus (western European hedgehog) is the source of this 4641-nucleotide messenger RNA. RefSeq names its product hydroxycarboxylic acid receptor 1 (gene HCAR1). The record is from RefSeq and is a predicted model, not a curated record. The coding region runs from base 577 to 1608 and encodes 343 amino acids. The transcript has a single exon. Lineage: Eukaryota; Metazoa; Chordata; Mammalia; Eulipotyphla; Erinaceidae. Gene Ontology annotation, biological process: G protein-coupled receptor signaling pathway. Gene Ontology annotation, cellular component: membrane. Gene Ontology annotation, molecular function: G protein-coupled receptor activity.
CGGGCACAGGAAACGCUCUGAGAAACUAUGGAGCAAAGCCUCCCCUCUCUGGCACCGCCUGGGAGCACCCCAUGGGAUGAGGGAGGCAGUCAGGCAAAGGUUAGGGGAGGAAAGCAAAGGCAGGGACCCAGAACGGCUCCAGGAAAUGUUUGUAUUUCUCCACUGGGAGGGAGGACAAACAAGCUUUUUUUCUUUCUUUCUGGACAGCUUUUGUGCUCUCCAGCACAGAGUCAAUCUGAGAGAAAGUGAGGCUUCCAAGAAAAAGUGUCCUGGGGCUGGCCCCCACAAUACCUCUGCGGCAUGUCUCUCAUCAGAUCCGCCAGCCCCUUCCCAGCAAGGACCACUUGCUCCACAUUGCAGGCGUCGCAAAGUCUGGCCGCUGUCCUUCUCAGAGAGGCAGGCAGCUGGUGACCCAGGCUCAGGAGAAGCGACCUCCAUGGGGCUCUCAAUUCCUCCCUGGAUUUUCUUUUCUCUGUGCCGCUAAAUCCUGGGCGAUUAGAGAAACAGCAGCUGCCUGGGUGGCAACAUCCAGAUAAGGACCCUUGCCUUUGUGGGGGACACUGUGUUCUGACCACCAUGGACAACGGAUCCUGCUGCCUCAUCGAAGGAGACCCCAUCUCUCAGGUGAUGCCCCCACUGCUGAUUCUGGCCUUUGUGCUCGGUGCCCUGGGCAACGGCAUCGCCCUGUGCGGUUUCUGCUUCCACAUGAAGACCUGGAAGCCCAGCACUAUUUACCUUUUCAACUUGGCUGUGGCCGAUUUCCUCCUCAUGGUCUGCCUGCCCUUCCGGACAGAUUACUACCGCAGACAUAGACAGUGGGCCUUCAAGGACAUUCCCUGUCGGGUGGCGCUUUUCAUGCUAGCCAUGAACAGGGCCGGGAGCAUCGUCUUCCUGACAGUUGUGGCUGUGGAUAGGUAUUUCAAAGUGGUCCACCCCCACCAUAUGGUGAACACCAUCUCCAAUCGGACGGCAGCUGCCAUUGUCUGUGCCCUUUGGACCUUGGUCAUCCUGGGGACGCUGUAUCUUCUGAUGGAGAGCCACCUAUGCGUGCAAGACCAGACGGUCUCUUGUGAGAGCUUCAUCAUGGAGUCAGCCAACGGCUGGCAUGACAUCAUGUUCCAGCUGGAGUUCUUCCUGCCCCUCAGCAUCAUCCUCUUCUGCUCCUGCCGAAUUAUCUGGAGCCUGAAGCAGAGGCAGCAGUUGGCCAGGCAGGUUCGGAUGAAGAGGGCGACUAGGUUCAUCAUGGUGGUGGCGGUUGUGUUCAUCAUGUGCUACCUGCCCAGUGUGUCAGCUAGGCUAUAUUUCCUCUGGACGGUGCCCUCAAGCACCUGUGACCCCUCUGUGCAUGUAGCCCUCCACGUCACCCUCAGCUUCACCUACAUGAACAGCAUGCUGGACCCACUGGUGUAUUAUUUUUCCAGCCCUUCAUUCCCCAAAUUCUACACCAAGCUCAAAAUCUGCAGCCUGAGGCCCAGGCGUUCAGGACACUCCACCACACAGGGGACAGAAGAGAUGCCAGUUUCAGACCUCUGUCACAAGAGCUGCAUCCGUUUGGCAGAUAACUGCCAAAGACAGUCUGCUGUGCAGUGGGAUCUUGAAACAUGUUGAAUGGCACUGGGUUAAACAAGCAAACACACUUGAGAAGGGAAGAUUGGUGGCUUAGAUAUUAAUCAUGCUAAGAGGUGGGGGGACUUUGAAAAUGCAGUUCUUCUUAGCUACAUCCUCCUCCUGGCCACUCUUCGGAAAAUUAGAAGCAAAUUUCAGAUAACUGUGCCUUUUUGGAAGGUUCCAGUUCAGAAGUGAGUCAUCUUCAUUUAUCUGAUUUGAUUACAAUGACAGGGGACAAUGUGUAGUUUGUAGUGUGGGGGGGCAGGGCUAUGGGGGUUAUUGGAAAAAGUUCAGCUCCUAUGUAAUUUUAAAUGGCUGAGAAAAUAAGUACACUGUUUUAAACAGGUCAUGUUCCCUCUUGGGAGAAGGAGGGGUGCGUGUGUGUGUGUGUGUGUGUGUGUGUGUGUGUGUGUGUGUGUGUGUGUGUGUAGGGGAUAAGUUAGUGAAUUUAAUGACUUAGCAGUAUUUCCUAUCCUCUGACCUUAGACCAUUACUUGUCUUGGAAAUAAGAAACAAGACUAAGUCAAAUAUUGUCUUUCUGGCUAAGUGAGGCUCUUUAAAGUAGGAUAUUUUGAGCCUGAUGAUUUUCAUCUUAAACAGGGUCCCUCUUAUAUAUUUAUGCCUUGCUGGUAGCCUAAGAAGAAAGGCAGCAACACAGUCUGCUGUAACUUUCUUAAAUUCCACAUUUUUCUGCAAGACUGCAUUUCAAAGAAGGUGUUAAGGGGUAUGUUUAUCUGCCCUGUUUAUUUAUUUGUUUGUUUUUCUAGUGGUAGUAGAGGGAUUAAAACUAUCCCUUUAGUUUUUGAGAUGUGCUCAUUCCAUUGUAAUUGAUUUGGACUGCUUAUUAUGUGACUGUGUUCUAUGACUGAGUCAAUAUUAAUUAUUCACUGAUUCUACAUAUACUUACUAGCUUAAUUUUCCAUGCCAGGCACAGCACAUAUUUCCCCCACCCUCCUUUAGCCUGGAGGGACAAUCACUCAACCCAUCAUGUCAGCAAAAUUCUUUUUGAAGUGGGGAAGGGGGAAAGAAUGGUCAUGGCCAUCACUGUUCUGAUGGAUAUAGUUUCUAGACCUGUUCUCUGCAGAGAUCAGUGCUCUCUUCUGAAUGCAGGGUUCUGUACAAAUGCCAAAGAGUGGAAAGGAUAAGUGUGCCUCAUACAUAUGAGUUUCCUAAAUAAGUAGCUGGAGCCCUCAGAACUAGAUGAGUCUAUGAAAUGACAAGCGGCCCCUACCCUGGAUUAGGGGACAAAGACUCUCAACCAAUUUUAGUUCUAGUCUCAAGUCACAACUAGUGAAAGUGCUGCUUCUUUAUUUACAUGGUCUUUAAUUCCCAGGGAACUCUCUAUAUCUAAGGACCUAACCAGUGUUUGUUUUUGCCUUCAAACAGCCCUAAAAACUGUCCUUAUACUUUCUUUUUUCAGAGCUGCUGCAUAGCCUCACGAGGGGAAGAAUGUGUUGUACAAAAUUAGAUGAAUCUAAAUUUGAAUUCCAAAUCAACCAUUCACUAAACUGUGUGAUCUAGGGGAAGACUUCACUUAAAUUAUAUAUAUAUUAUUAUUUACAAGAACAAUACUCAGCUCUGAAUUACAGUGAUAUGGGCAUAGAACCUGAGAUUAGAGCCUCAGGCAUAAGAGUCUCUUUGCAUAACCUUUAUGCUACCUACGUCCACCCUAAACACUAUAUCUUCAAUUCCCUCAACUAUCAAACAGAGGUAGCAAGAGAUAAUAAUGACUUCAUAAAGUCAUGGGGCAGGUUUAAAAAAAGUAUAGUUCUGAAGCAUUAGAGGCUUUGUUCACUGUUACAUCCCCAGUAAGUAAACAGAAAUGUCUGUAUAUAAUAUGUGCUCAAUAAAAUUUGUGAAUGACUGGAUAGAGGCUGUAUUAAUUACAGAGUCUGGCAGUACUCACAUUAUGAUUGAACAUGUAAGCAUACUGUAUACAUGAAGAAAAUAAAGCACAGAAGCAAUUUCCUUAGGGGGUUAGAGCACUCCAUCAUCAACACCUGAAUUUCUCUGCUCUCAACUGCCUUAGAGGAGAGCACAGAAAAGGAUUAUUCUUAAAUAUAUAUAUUUAUUCAUUUUUUGAAGGAAUACAGAAAAUUCAAGAGGGGAGGAGGGGGUUGGGACAAAGAGAGACACCUACAGCACAGCUUUGUAAAAAAAAUUUUAUUAUCUUUAUUUAUUUAUUGUAUAGAGAUAGCUAGAAAUCAAAAGGGAAGGGGGUGAUAGAAAGAGAAAGAGACAGAGAGACACCUACAGCACUGCUUCACCACUUGCUAAGCUUUUCCCCUGCAGGUAGGAACUGGGGGCUUGAACCCAGAUCCUUGCACAUUGUAAUAUGUGUGCUCAACCAGGUUUGCCAACCACCUGGCCCCAGGACAGCUUCACCACUCAUGAAGCUUUCCCCCUGCAGGGAGGGAUAGGGGCUUGGAUCCAGGUUCUUGCAUAUUGUGACAUAUACACUCUAAGAGGUUCACACUGCCCAGCUACUUUUUUAUUUUAUAUAUUUUUAUUUUAAUGCAGUGCCUGGGAAUGAACUCAGGGUCUUGUACACGUGUAAAGCUACUGAAUGUCUGUCCACUUUUUAAAAAAUUCUGUAUACUUAGAGAGGGAAAGUCCUGGCCAAUUUGUUCAAUUGGUUAGAGUGUGGUGCUAAUACUUAGAGAGGAAAAAAGAGAAACAUUAAAAACAUUGCUCCACCAUCUAUAGAGUUCUCUUUGGUGUUAUCAGUCGUCCUCCUAUAUGUUGCCAGGGGAUCAAACCUAGGACCUCACUUGCCAUUCUAAGGCUGUAAUUUGUGGCUAUAAGGCUCAUGCUUUCCCUAUACCAGGUGAACUAUCUCCUGAUGCUCGGGCAAGUGUUCUUAUCAACAUCAAAGAGCCAUAUGUUCUCAUGGAAAUCUGUGAAAACUCACACUUCCGCUGUUUUUAAUUCUAAGUUACAGUUCUUCCCUGGACUGCUCCUUGUUGCUUCUGUUUAAUAAAAUGUGUUCUGAAAUAAAAUCCAUGUUGUAACUAUGAGCCUAUGUUGAAAGAC